AUGAACUAUGACACUGCUGUACGGUCCCAGAUGAAGGAGAAAAUCGAGUCUGGGUUGCUUGUGACUAAGAACGAGAAAUUGAUGGCAGUCAGGGAGUUGACAAAAGCAGCAUACGAGGUGGCACUGCCUGAAAUGCAGUUGUUGUGCAAGGCAAAGGCUGCCGAAGAACACAAAGCUAAGACUUCUGCCAGUGUCAUGCUCUCCGAAGCUGCAACUGCAACACCUACCAAUGCGCAGUAUGCAAAGGCACUGGAGGAACAGCUAACAGGUUGGGAGUGGACAGUAAUUGGUGGAGGCCCUGAUCCUUGUCUCGGUGGCAUGCUUAAUGUAUUGAGUUACCACACAGGCAUGAAUCAAUCUGGCCUUACAUGGAAGCAGGCGACUUCAAGUUUUACAGACAGGCAUCUCAACCCAUACCUGAGUUAUCUUGGGAUGGUUUUCAAUGAGGACAACAGGAAGAAGUGUGCAUUGGACUAUGUGCCCCCUGCAGAACAAGAAGAGAAUUCCGUGCAUCAAGUGGCCGAGGCUCCGAUGAUGCCAGAUCUGAGUACCUCAUUGCAGGUGGAAUUCUCAUCACCUGCAGUCCCCAAGAAUCUGUUGCUACCAGGGCCCUUGAGCUUUAGCUUGCAAGGACUCAAUGACUUGUUUCAAGGACUCAAUGACUUGUACUCUUGGGAUUUUCAUGCCAGUCUUCUCAGCCAACAACCUUCAUCAUCGGCACCUCAACCUCAACCUCAACCUAAAACACCCACACUCCCUGCAUUUCCAUCAAUCAUUAAUCUGCCGGAAAUCUCGGCUUCUCAAAUCUCAGCUUCUCACCCCAUAGCAACCAACCAACUUCCUGCCGCUGCCACUGCCACCUGGCUCCCAGUUGCUACUGCUGCCAAUCUCGUUGCCCAUCCUACUGCUGCCCAUCCUACCACCGCCACUGUUACUCAGCUCAUGGUUUCUGCUGGUGCUGAUCUCGUUGCUAUGGACACAUCUAUGGCAGCAGCACCGCCUCUUGCAUUUUGGAAGUCACUGCUGGGGACACAACUACCAUGGACGCACCUGCUGCACAAGUUGAAGCGCAAGUUGAAGAGGGUGAGCCUGUGGUAG
This is a messenger RNA of Suillus subalutaceus, 1098 nucleotides long. RefSeq lists its product as uncharacterized. NCBI's taxonomy places the organism in Eukaryota, Fungi, Basidiomycota, Agaricomycetes, Boletales, Suillaceae. The record is from RefSeq and is a predicted model, not a curated record. The transcript has 6 exons. The coding region runs from base 1 to 1098 and encodes 365 amino acids.